Molecule: messenger RNA, 1750 nt
Organism: Morus notabilis
Lineage: Eukaryota; Viridiplantae; Streptophyta; Magnoliopsida; Rosales; Moraceae
Exons: 6
Coding region: 348-1187 (279 amino acids)
Source: RefSeq, a predicted model, not a curated record
AAUACCCAGAGUAGAUGAAUAAUGUAGCAAGCUUGUUGGUUGUGUUAGAACGGAAAAUUCCCCAACAAUGAAAUGGCAAAUGCUGAAAUUCCGAUAAAUUUAGCAUAUUAUUCGUUUCCACCGCAGAUCCUGGAAGGAAAUUCCUUUUCUUCCCUUUCUUCGUAACUGAGAUUCAUAUUUACACCAUUUUCAAUUAAUUACGCUCGCCAUUUCUUUGGAGGAAGAAAAAAAAACCCCCCGAACAAAGGAAAAUCGAAUUAAUUUCUCUUCUAGAGAGAGAGACAGAGGAGGAGAGAGAAAGAAGCAGAGACGACGAAGAAGAAGAAGACGCGGGAGUUUUGGAGCAUAUGAUGCUUUGUGAUUCACUGAGCGAUCGAAUACAGCCAUGGCUUCGUGAUUACGACAGGCUUCAGUCAUUCGCCGUUUUCCUCAUUUACAUUCAGAUUGGUUGUGCGUUGAUCGGUUCACUCGGAGCGUUGUACAAUGGCGUUUCGCUGAUCAACCUGGCCAUUGCUUUGUUCGCUCUCGUCGCCAUUGAAAGCAGCAGUCAGAGUCUCGGCCGUACCUACGCAGUUCUUCUCCUCUGCUCAAUCCUUCUGGAUGUCUUCUGGUUCAUUCUCUUCUCCCACGAAAUCUGGAACAUUUCUUCUGAGAAAUAUGGAACAUUUUUUAUCUUUUCAGUGAAACUCACCCUGGCAAUGCAAAUUAUUGGCUUUUCUGUGAGAUUAUCGUCAUCACUGUUAUGGAUUCAGAUAUACAGGUUGGGGGCUUCGUAUUUAGAUACACCAGUUCCAGGAGAAACCGAUUCUGAUUUAAGAACCAGUUUUUUGAGUCCUCCCACUCCUGCUGCAGCAAGGCAGUCCUCAGGUUCUGAUGAGGUUUUAGGGGGCUCUAUUUAUGAUCCAGCUUAUUAUUCAUCCCUAUUUGAAGAUGGUCGGGAGAAUAAAUUUGCAAUUCGGGGUCAGAAUCAUGCCAUUGAUAGUCCUGGAUCCACUUCUACUGCUGAUAUUUCUCCGCUGAAGCUAUCCUUAGGCAGAUCUUUUAAGAGUGUAGAUGGUCAUCAUUAUGCCAUAGGUGGCAAUGGAUCUACUGCUAGUGCCGAUGCUUCUCCACUGAAGCUGUCCAUAGGCAGGUCUUUUCAGUCUGUAGAUGAGGAGAAUACAGGUGGCAGCUUCAGCCAUUUCUAAUUUGAGCAUGGCAAUUGGCGAUUUUUUCUUUUUUUUUUUUUCCGUUUCCCCCGAGUAUGUCGCUCUCCAUACUCAUCGCUUUUGAGGUUUGUUUGCUUCACACAAUGCGGCCGGGACGGUAUGGGAGUGGGCUAUGACGCUAUGUACAGUUACCGAGUUACAGGUUAUAUUAAGCAAUUUAAAUUUUUUUUUUCUUCCCAGGAUAGGAAAGCUGCCAAUCACGGCACAUGAGAAAGGAGACCACAUGAUUGAUUUAUUUAGUAAUAUUCUAUAAGGAAAACAAUAUUGUUAAAAGGAUUUACCGUCAGUGAUAUUUCAGUUGAGAUUUUGACAGUUAUCCCAAGCCUAAUGAGUCCAACACUCUUGCGUUUAGAUUGUCAAGAAGCGGACUGGGCAUGUAAACUUAGCAGUGAGUCUGCUUGUACAAAGCAAUGCACUUUUAAUGGGUCGGACUCCGAGCCCAUCGGGCUCUUAACAUUUGGGGUAGGAAUGGGCCUAUCUGUAUCAUGGCCUUGCACAGUAAGCUUUUUUUUAUUUUUUUUAAAUGGCAUAUUCAACGUUUA